CACCUACAUCUUCCCCCUUCAGACCCGAAUACUGACCAUUAUGCACCGACAGUUCCAGAAGCUGCACGCUCGAGCCGGCACAUAUGCAGGCAUCGGCAUCGAUUAGUUCGAAUUUCGGGGUUCAGAGUCUCUUCCUUCGGUUGCUGCACCUGCACUCUAACGUCGCCAUCGUUAAAUGCACUUCGAGCUGGCUUGCUGGCGUUCCUUUCGCUCGUCCAUAACCCAACUUUACGCCGAACACGAUGGGGUGUUUUCGUUUUCCACGGAUACUUCGCUGAGAUUGCACGGCCACAAAUGGAUUCCGAUUACCACUGGUUGAUAACAAUCGGUCUUGUGACGUCAUCAGUGAUAGCAGUCACAGCCAACUUCUUCCUGUUAUUCGUCUUUUGCAGGCGAAGAGGGCUUAGGACAGUCCCUAAUAGGUUUAUCAUUAACCUUUUGGUGACCAAUCUCCUAUCGAGCAUCCUCCUCAUACCGCUGCUGCUCAUCGACCACGAAAGCUACUCGUCGAUCCGCAUCCGAUCGGCCGCCAACGAAUCGCUCCCCGCCGUCGACGUCGACAUCGUCAUCGACGCCGAUCCGUCGUCGAAUUCCAUCGAAAUCAUCGAAUGGGCGGCGCGCGCCAACGGCACCGACCUGGCGCUCUGCUACCUCGCCCAGAGCACCACCAGCUUCAUAUGCACCGCCUCCAUCUUCAGCAUCCUGCUGAUCGGCGUCAACCAGUACUUCGGCGUCAUCCACUCGCUGCGCUACCACUUCUACAUCAACCGGUGCCGGUCGAGCGCCUUCAUCGGCGCCAGCUGGUCGGUGGCGCUCGGCGGCGCCGUCCUCAGCUCGCUCACCUACAGCGACAGCAGCGUGUGGCACUUCUGCGAGCACCGGCCGCCGCCCAGCGAGAGCGUGCGCGUCCUCAACACGCUCUACGCCUUCGGCUACUUCUUCCUGGUGAUCCUGGCGCCGUUCGUCGCCAUUUGCGUCAUCUACGUGUGCAUCUACACGGCGGCGCACCAGAACAGCGAGCGCAUGCGCCGCUCCGCCUCGGCGCCGUUGAAUCCUAACGUGGAGGCGGGCGCGCCGGCGGCGAUGCCGACGCCGGAGAAGCGGAAGGAGGUGCUGCCGAAGGUGCAUUCGGCGCCCGAGUUCUCCGUGCUGAAGCAGGAGAAGGCCUUUACGGUGGGAGACGACGAGAGGAAGGUGAGCAGGACGCCGAGCGACAGGAGCUCGAGCAGCUUCAUCAGCAACUUGAAGCACAAGAUCUCCAACGCUUCGGUGUUCAAGUACCGCGAGGAGACGAGGGCGGCGAAGAUCAGCGUGAUCGUGAUAUUUCUAGUGUUGAUUUGCUACUUGCCCUACGGCAUUACGUUGGUGUUGUGCAGUAAAUGCAUAGAGGUGAAAACUAGCCAGAUAUUCAACUACCUAUCGCUGAUACUGCUAGUUCUAUCGAACAUUAUAUCGCCGUUUCUGUUCGGGUACAGGAACAAGCGGGUGAAGCGGGAGAUUUGUAAAAUGUUUAAUCUUGCGAAUCACUCGCAGAAUUUAGAUGUUGUGGAUAAGCCGCGGAGGCAUUCGGCUGUUAAAAACGCGAGUUUCGACUGCUUGGAGCCGAAUCUGGAGAGCAAUUUGCCAGCUCGAGUCAUUCCGGAGGUGGUCGUGACGUGUAAAAACGAGACCGAAAGGAAGAGCAUCUUGAAGAGAGUGUACAACUCUUCGAAUUGGGCCAGCUACAAGAAAUGUAAUUUUAUUACAGUGCCGGAUAGCUGUUUGAGCGGCGAUGCUAGGGGGUCUUUUUCCAGCGCUAGUACUCAGAUGUCCACGGAGGAUUAA
Messenger RNA from Phyllotreta striolata, 1824 nucleotides. The record is from the annotation of a GenBank genome assembly. NCBI's taxonomy places the organism in Eukaryota, Metazoa, Arthropoda, Insecta, Coleoptera, Chrysomelidae.